CUUCCUGGGCUGCCCCUAUGAGCGCAGCGAGCUUGCUAUGUUUCAUUGCUGCCUGGCAGGCGGAGAGUGGAGUUCUUGUGGCGGCUGCACGAGAUGCUGAGAAGCGGGACAGGGGGAGCAACAGAGCGGUGUUGUGUGUUGCAGACGAGCAUUACGGCACUGAUGCUGUGGGACUGAAAAGGAGAGGGGCUUAUUCCUGCUGAAGCUGCAAAGUACAGAUUUGUCUUGGAGUUAGCUGAAAGAGCAUCGCACCAUGCAGUCAACACAAGGGAACCAGUUGAUGUUACCUUUUACUUUGCAAGAGCUCCUGGGUCGAGAUACCGUGCAAGUAGAGCUGAUUCCAGAGAAGAAAGGGUUGUUCCUUAAGCAUGUGGAGUAUGAAGUAUCUAGUCAGUGCUUCAAAUCAGCUGUGUACAGACGAUACAAUGACUUUGUGGUGUUCCAAGAGAUGCUUUUGCAGAAGUACCCAUACCGCAUGGUCCCUUCAUUGCCACCAAAAAGGAUGCUUGGAGCUGAUCGGGAGUUCAUAGAAGCACGCCGGCGAGCUCUGACACGUUUUAUCAAUUUGGUAGCCAGACACCCAUCUUUUUCAGACGAUGUGCUUGUCAAUAUAUUUCUUUCAUAUAAUGGCCAGGAUGUACAGAAUAAAAUGCGUGAGUCAGUUCGUGGAGUAGGAGAUGAGUACAUCACUUGUAAAUUCUCUGCACAGGCAAAGGAUUUCCUCCCAGCGGAUAUCCAGAUCCAAUUUGCUGCCAGCCGGGAACUGAUCAGGAACCUCUUCAACAGCUUUUACAAACUGCGAGAUCGGGCAGAAAGGAUGGCUGCACGGGCUAUAGAUAAUGCUACAGAUCUUCUCAGCUUUGGAAAAGAGUUAAGUGCUUUAGGAUCUGAUGCCACUCCACUUCCUUCUUGGGCUGCCGUCACCCAGAACACCUGGAGCACCCUGAAGCAGGCACUGAAAGGUUUAUCUGUAGAGUUCGCUCUGCUUGCUGACAAGGCAGCUCAUCAGGGGAAAUUGGAAGAAAUUGAUGUGGUAGAGAAAUUAAACCUGUUCUUAGACCUUCUUCAGUCUUAUAAAGAUUUGUGUGAGAGGCACGAGAAAGGAGUAUUGCACAAGCACCAGAAGGCCUUGCACAAGUACAGCCUUAUGAAGAAGCAGAUGAUGAGUGCAACAGUGCAAAGCAAAGAGGCUGAAUCUGUUGAACAACUGGAGUCUCGUAUUGUAGAGCAAGAAAAUGCUAUCAUAGUAAUGGAGCUCAGGAAUUACUUUUCCCUGUAUUGUUUGCACCAAGAAACCCAACUCAUUCAUAUUUACCUGCCCAUGACUUCACACAUUCUUGGAGCUUUCGUGAAUUCACAGAUCCAGGGCCACAAAGAGAUGAACCAAGUUUGGAACGAACUGAAACCAAAACUCAACUGCCUGUUUGUUGGAACCUCCACCCUACCUACUCCACCUCUCUCACCAGAGGAAAGAAAUUUCUUCCCUCACUAGAACAAUCCGUAGUAGCUGGGCAUCACAUGGGACAUCUCAAGAAUCUUUAUGCUGGACGGAAACUGGCUGCUCAUUUUUAAAACGGCCGUUUUGUAAUUUUCUGGUGGAGUAAAUGGUUAUUUUUUUUAUGCCCUAUCAAAGCCAACAGUAUACUGCUUUAUAUGCUCCAAUUACUUGAUACAGUCUUGAUGUAAACUUCUCGAUACGUGCCAUGAAAGCUUAUAUGUGAACAUGGAAGUCUUGCCUGUCUGACAUUUUCCUUUAUAAAAUGCCAGUAAAGCUGUAUGUGAUGCAAAGAGCCACUUGGGAUUUCUGCUGCACAAGUCUUUGAGUGCUGUGGAGAUCUCAUUAUCACUCGACAACCCUAAUUAGGUCAGUUGAUGACGGUAUCUGUGGUGUUCUGAGGCCUUUAGAGGGCACAAAGUAAUCCAGGCUCAAUUCAAUACUGCACAUUGCUUUAGGGGGCCAUUUAUCUAACACAGGUCUAAACAUUCCAAUUUUUGUGAUGACGUUCACUUUUAUUGCUUAUAAUCAAAUCAGUGGAGUUUUUUGUUUGGAAUUUCUUUAACCAAAUUAAUGGUUGUCUUAGAUAGGUCUGAGGUCUGCCCAGACCCCAGUUCUAUAUUAUUUAUAUAAAAGUAUACAAUGUUAUCCAUCACCGUCAUGUGCUAUUAGUCCUAUGGCAUGUAUAGCAAAUUGUGGGUGUUUU
Molecule: messenger RNA, 2201 nt
Organism: Xenopus laevis (African clawed frog)
Lineage: Eukaryota; Metazoa; Chordata; Amphibia; Anura; Pipidae
Gene: snx8.L
Product: sorting nexin 8 L homeolog
Exons: 12
Coding region: 254-1492 (412 amino acids)
Biological process (GO): retrograde transport, endosome to Golgi; intracellular protein transport; early endosome to Golgi transport
Cellular component (GO): membrane; cytosol; early endosome membrane
Molecular function (GO): phosphatidylinositol binding
Source: RefSeq, a predicted model, not a curated record